GAGACUCACGCGACUUGCGAGUUGUCCCCAAUUCUGUGGAUGAAGGAAGAAGAGAUAAGAAUAGGGGAAAUGGUGGGAAGGAUGGCUAUCGUUCCUUCCAUCUCCUUCGUCCUCUUUCUCUUUCUCAGUCUUUGUCUUCUCCCUUCUGCGAUUUCUUCUUCCCACCAAUCUGGAUCGGAGUUAGAGACCUUCAUCAUCCACGUCUCGUCAUCAGAGAAACCACCGGUGUUCGCGACCGACCAUCACUGGUACGCCUCAAUUCUCCGAUCUCUUCCUCACUCACCUCACCCUUCCCAAAUCAUCUAUACCUAUAAACACGCGGUCAAUGGAUUCUCCGUUCGCCUCACUCAUUCUCAGGCGGCCCAGGUUCGCCGGCUUCCAGGUGUACUCUCCGUCAUCCCUGACCAGAUCCGCCAGCUCCACACCACCCACACCCCUCAAUUCCUCGGCCUCUCUGAUGUUUCCGGUCUCUGGCCCAAUUCCGGUUACGCCGAGGAUGUCAUCAUUGGCGUACUUGAUACUGGAAUCUGGCCUGAGCGCCCCAGCUUUUCCGACUCUGGAUUGUCCCUUGCACCAUCUACUUGGAAGGGCAUCUGCGAAACCGGGCCUGAUUUCCCGGCUUGUAGCGGGAAGAUCAUAGGUGCCAGAGCUUUCUACAAAGGGUACGAGGCCGCCAUGGGAAGGCCUGUGGAUGAGUCCGUCGAAUCCAAGUCUCCCAGAGACACCGAAGGUCACGGCACCCAUACCGCAUCUACGGCCGCCGGAUCUACCGUUGAAAAUGCUGGUUUAUUCAAAUACGCGGUCGGAGAAGCGAGAGGGAUGGCCACGAAGGCGAGGAUUGCUGCCUACAAGAUCUGUUGGAGCGUAGGUUGCUUCGACUCCGAUAUACUGGCUGCCAUGGACCAAGCCGUCGCCGAUGGUGUCCAUGUUAUCUCUCUAUCUGUUGGAGCCAGUGGCUUUGCCCCUCCUUACGACUAUGAUUCAAUUGCGAUCGGAGCCUUCGGGGCCGCCCAGAAUGGCGUGCUUGUUUCCUGCUCGGCUGGAAACUCUGGCCCCGGUACUUACACUGCCGUGAACAUCGCCCCUUGGAUUCUCACCGUCGGUGCCUCCACUAUAGAUAGAGAAUUCCCGGCAGAUGUGGUCCUAGGCGAUGGAAGGGUCUUCGGCGGAGUCUCUCUUUACUCGGGCGAUUCUCUCGACGGAUUGGAAUUCCCCCUUAUCUAUGCUGCCGAUAGCGGCAGCAGAUAUUGCUACUCUGGGGGACUCGAUUCGUCCAAAGUAGCUGGUAAGAUCGUUAUCUGCGAUCGCGGUGGUAACGCGAGAGUGGAGAAAGGAAGUGUUGUCAAGGCCGCUGGCGGUGUUGGGAUGAUAAUGGCGAACACAGCCGAGAGCGGGGAGGAGCUUAUCGCCGACUCUCAUCUCAUCCCUGCUACCAUGGUUGGCCAAAUGGCAGCUGACAAGAUCCGUGACUACGUCCGAUCGAAUCCAUCACCGACGGCCACCAUCGUCUUCCGGGGAACAGUGAUAGGCGCCUCACCCUCUGCUCCCAAAGUCGCCGCCUUCUCAAGUCGUGGUCCGAACCACCUGACGCCGGAAAUUCUCAAACCGGACGUCAUAGCUCCAGGAGUCAACAUCCUAGCCGGUUGGACCGGUGCUAUAGGUCCGACCGAUCUGGACAUCGACCCUAGGCGCGUGGAUUUCAACAUUAUAUCAGGUACCUCCAUGUCCUGCCCUCACGUAAGUGGCUUAGCGGCUUUGCUUAGGAAGGCCCACCCGCAGUGGAGCCCAGCUGCCUUGAAAUCUGCCCUCAUGACCACAGCUUACAAUCUUGACAACUCCGGUAAUAACUUCACGGAUCUUGCCACCGGCGGUGAAUCCUCACCGUUCAUCCACGGUGCGGGCCACGUUGAUCCAAACAGAGCCUUAGAUCCAGGUUUGGUCUAUGACAUCAGUGUCAGUGAGUACGUGGCAUUCCUUUGUGCCGUUGGAUACGAUUCAAAGCAGAUAGAGAUCUUCGUGAGGGACCAUUCCCCUGUGGACUGUGCUUCGCACUCACCAAACUUUGGUAGUCCCGGUAAUCUCAACUACCCAUCCUUCUCCGUGAUGUUUGGACCUGGAACUGACGUGGUAAGCUAUACUAGGGUAGUUACAAACGUUGGGAGUUCGUUGGAUGUGGUUUAUGAGGCUAAGGUUUGGGGUCCAUCCACGGUUGAGAUCACAGUUUCGCCGAGUAAGCUAGUGUUCAAUGCGACAAAUCAGAGCUUGUCAUAUAGGAUCACAUUCUCCUCCAGCUCGAUCAAAGAUCCGACGGCUGCAUUGGCCGCGGCUUUUGGUGGGAUUGAAUGGAGUGACGGGACCCACAUUGUAAGAAGCCCGAUCGCAAUCAGAUGGGGUCAGAGCUUCGACUACGGUAUCUCAUCUUAUGUGUCCGGUAGUAACAGUGAAUCAGGGAGGUCUGUGCUCUAAUUAUUUGGUUUUGAAGAGGAAGAAGCAGCUGUGCUUUAUCAAGUGGAAAAUAUAGAUUGUCUAUUUAUUUUUAGUGUAAAAUUGCUUUGAAUAGGUUGUAAAAAUUACGCCCUCUCUCUUGUAUUUUGUUGAAAUUACAUAUGGAUCUAAACGUUUGAAGGAA
Messenger RNA from Macadamia integrifolia, 2629 nucleotides. RefSeq names its product subtilisin-like protease SBT1.4. Lineage: Eukaryota; Viridiplantae; Streptophyta; Magnoliopsida; Proteales; Proteaceae. Gene Ontology annotation, biological process: proteolysis. Bases 40 to 2466 code for a protein of 808 amino acids. The record is from RefSeq and is a predicted model, not a curated record. The transcript has a single exon. Gene Ontology annotation, molecular function: serine-type endopeptidase activity.